This is a messenger RNA of Thalassophryne amazonica, 4081 nucleotides long. RefSeq names its product meiosis inhibitor protein 1. Gene Ontology annotation, biological process: meiosis I. The coding region runs from base 9 to 3986 and encodes 1325 amino acids. Lineage: Eukaryota; Metazoa; Chordata; Actinopteri; Batrachoidiformes; Batrachoididae. The transcript is spliced from 31 exons. The record is from RefSeq and is a predicted model, not a curated record.
GUGCUAAAAUGACAAGUGCAGAUGUUAUUUACGAGAAGAUCCACAUGGGACAUGAUCCAAAGUGGAGCGGACGGCUGGGGCCUGCAGAGGGGGGCGGCCUGUUUCUGUGUGUAGCCUGUGUCAUCGAAAUGAUGGAAAGCAACGACAUAGCGUCAGUGAGGAAGUCUGCUGCCUUGUCUGGUAUCAGUGGGGUGAUGAAGUGUUCUCCAGGAGCCCUGAGAGCGCUGUUGCUUCAGGACCACAGAGUCUGUCUGCAUUUCACAGCUUGUCUACUAGGGAUGCUUCACACCGUGGAGGACCCAGUCACUCUGGAACAGGUCGACCAAGUGCUGGUCCAGCUGCUUCUGGAGCUCCAGAGUGAAGAAAACAUUCACUUUGUUUUGGAUGAGAUACACAAACAGCUGACUGACCAGCUCAGUAUAAGGUGUUUUGUACCAACUUUCAACUUCUUGGGGAAACUUAUAGAGUCUGUGCCAAAUCUAGCCCAGAACCUGGUGGCUCAGUAUGGGCCUUUGUUAGAGUCCCUGUGUUUGGCCUUGCUGUACCCAGAUGAAGGUCUGAAGGCAUCAGUGCUCUACGUGUGGCUCAGGCUGUUCAGUGCAACUGGUGGCUCAGCAGCUCAAUCCUUACCCAUCACCGUCAGGGACAGAGUUUGUGGCUUGUUACUGCAGAUACUGGCUAAUGCCAGCUCCUCUCAGCUCAUCAACAACUGCAUGGGUCUGCUCUGGCAGCUGGUGAAGAUUGCAGAGGCAGUGUCAGUACUGAUGAACAGCUCUGGUGAUCAGAUCAAGUGGAAUGUGAACCAAAAGCUCCAAACCAGCAACAACCAGAUCCUCAGCCAGAGUCAAGAGCAGCUAAGGGACUGCUGUUCCCUGCCUCUUCUACUGAAAAAGUUGCUGCUGAGUGGUGAGGAGAUGUUGCAGAUGGCCAGUGCUAAGUGUAUGGCAACCAUUCUAGGUCAUUCCCCACGUCAGUACAGUGCCCCCUUCAUCAAGGCUGAUGUACCUGAGUUUCUUUUUGAGCGUCUGGCCAGCAGUGCUAAUGAGGUGCUGCUGUGGUCUGUCUACAGCUGUCUACUGCUGCUAACGGAGGACCCACUGUUCUUCUCCAAGUUUCAUUCAGUUUAUGGUAUUGAAUCCUUGGUACGCAGCUUGAAGGAGGCUCUACGACUGACCAACCUCGAAGUACCAAAACAAGGUCUGCUGCUUCUUAGUGAGAUACUGGAAAGGCAGCCCUUAAGUGUGCGCCUGUUUCCCAGUGUUUCUGCGUUUGUGUCUGUUCUGGAGUCUGUGGUGUUUGGAGUUUCUUCCUCAUGUCUGCUGGUUGCCACGCAGGCUGCCAAAGCAGCCUCGACUCUGCUUCGACUAAACCAUCAGUCCAGUCCAGUCCAGUACAAAGAGAUUGAAGGACUGAUAGAGGCCAUCACCAGCAGAUGCGCUGAACUUCCACUACCCACCUCUGUUCUACGAAGAAGCGCUGGGAAUCUGAAGCGGUCUGAACCCAGCAGCCAGACUUCCAGGUCCAGAAAGUUUCUGCUCCAGGCUAUGGUCUGUUUCCAAGCUGCUUGCAGGUUGGCUGAGGAGUGUGCGUUAGAGCCUGUUCUCAAGGAGAAUGCAUUUACUGCUCCAUCAAAACACGGCCACGCUGAGGAUGACUCACUGGAGUGUUUGCGUCUGUGUUUGCUGCGCUGCUGCGACUCAGUCUGGAUACCUGCUGUCACUAGAAUGAGUGAGUUUGCUCCCAGCGCUGAUGUGCUACAGUAUUUCUACUCCAUUCUGUCCUUCAUGUUCACCCUCCUUCCCUCUCACAUGCCUCUCUUUGCAUGUAAACUAGCAUCCUCUGGUUUCUACAGACUGGCUCUGGAACACAAAGGUGUCCUGUGUGGAGGAAACAGGAACCCAAACCUGAAUACAACUUGCUGUGGGUUUAUACAGAAACUCAGCAUGUGUCUUCUUUCGGACUCAGACCCUGUGUCUGGGUCCAACCAGCAUGAUGCUGAGGAGGUGAAUGAUCUCCUGCAAUGGAACCUGCCUUCUCUGUGUUGCCAUUUGUCAGAAUGGCCCUCUCUGAUGUGUGAAGCCCCGGGGCUCCAGCUGUCUGAAAUCAAAGGUCCCAGAGCCACUAAAUAUUGUCUAGUCAUAAUGUUGCACAUCGCCCUGCAGCAAGGAGACAGACUGCUUCCAGACCAGACAGUGUUCUCCAGUGUGGUAUGGCUUUUACGAUCAGUGGAGGAGCACGGCCUCAUGCCUCGAUCUGUGCUCCGCUCUGCCCUCUAUCUGUUGGCAGUCACACAAGACAAGAACCCAAACCUUGACUUGGCUUCUUUGAACAGCAUCACCAAGGAACUCUCCUCCUGCAAUGACUUCUGUUCCCUCUACAUUCACCAUCCUCCUCUGCUCCACUUCAUUUACCGCUACCCGGAGCUAGCAGAGAGAUUUGGAACCGUUGUCUUAGAACUUUGGCUGGCCAGACAGUCACAGCAUGCUGAAGCAGAACAGACCAUGGCAGAGAGGCAGGUGAAAGGGAAGAGCUUGACAGAAAUGAACAAAGAUCAGGAGCCAGACCCAGAUACAAUGGAGUUACUGAUUCUAAUCAAGGAGCAUCCAGCUAUCAUAGUGACCCUCCUGGGGAUGGUGUGCACUAAGAGGCCUCCCCUGUCAGAGCGAGCACUAGAGGUGUUGGCAGCUCUCUUACAUGGUCAAAGAGGCUAUGAGGCAGAGCUGUCUAUCAAUCUCAGGCCGGCUCUGCUCCAGGCACUACAGCGAAUAAGUGUAGAGAACAGCCACGGUCUUGGACGGGGGAACACUACUCCGGUGGAUUCUCUCCCUCUUGUGCUGAGGCUGCUCUGUGUGACACAAGCCACUGAUCCUCCCUCCUCUUCCUCCUAUAGUGAGAUGGACGGCGUGCAAUUCAAGCUGUUCUACCACGUGAGUACCAUUGCAGGAAAGUUGACGUUUGCCAACACAGCCGGCCUGCUGCCUGCCCUCAGCUACCUACACUGUUGCCUGAGUUUGUCUCCUGCACACUGCACAGACAGAGCUUCUUCCGUGCUGCUUUCCAACAGCGGACUGAUGGACCUGCUGCAGACAGUCCUCUCGUCCUCCUCCACGCCAACCCUCUCUCCAACAACAUGUUCUUCCUCGGCCCUGUUGUUCUGCUGCCACCUUCUCCUUUCCUCCCUCGUUACCUCUCAGCACAUUCAUGCCACUCCAGUCCAUAAGAAAAUCAGUUGGAGUCUGGAGAGGGCAGUGCAGUGUCUGGUUCUUCAGAAAAGUAACACAGACAGUCUCUUGCUUGUCAGCUCUCUCAGGUUGCUGCAGGCUCUGCUUGAUGUUGACCUGGUGUCAGAAAUGGUGUGUGUGAGUACUGGUCCUGACUUGGUUGGGCCCAGACCCUUGGGGCUCACAGACGGGGCUUUGUACCCACUUGGCUCCAAAGGGGCCCAAAGCCUCACAACUGCUCUCACUGGAUGCCUUUUACAGAAGGAUGAGCUGUUGCUGAGAGCCUCAGUCAACUGCUUGGGCUCCCUGCUGAGUUUCAUCCGCAGGAAGAGUCCCACUACAGCCAAGAAUGUCGUGUGUCAAACUUGGAGACGAUUCCAGUUCGACUGCUUGCUCAACUCAGGAGAGAACUGGCUUUUGCACCCUGCUACUCUCACCCUCAUUACACUUCUUCUGCAGCAUGGCAGUGCAGCCCUGCUGUGGGAUCCCGACCUGCUCCAGGUGAUGGAGGCGGUGGAGAGGAGGGGUGUGACGGAGCUCAGCCACGAAGCAACACAGGCUGUCAGGCUGCUGCUCGCACAGGUGCAGAGUGAGGUCCUGCAGCUGCCACUCACAGAGGAACACAGGCAGAAGGUGAGACGUAUGAUGGAGUCCCUUAAGCCAGAGAGGCCCGCUGAGUUCUCCAACCGCAACGUGAUGUAUCCCUCAGCUAACAUUGAAAUAAACUCACAUGCACUUGUAAAGUUUACAAAACACAUGUUGUGAAGUGACAUGCAGGCAUGCGCUCUCACUCGUACAUGAACAUUUCUUGUGGAAUCUUGCAAACAGCUUGAAACACGCUUGAAGUAUCUGACAAGUGU